AUGGUUUUCGAGCACCUCAGCGAAGGGAAAUUCUUCAAGAUUCCGAAGAUUCCGUUUAAUGACCACGUCCUCUACGAUGACGUUUACACCUCAAAGGAAGGCACUAGUCCCGAAAACUCACUCACUGGAUCUUUCUUUUUCAUUGAAAAGACUGAUGUCCCCGAGGGAAAACUUCCUGCGUAUAUUGCAGAUGAAACCGGCAUUGUCGUGCGAGGAACUGUGAAUCUGGAGGAUGAGACGGGUAAGAAGGUCACCUUGAAAGCUGGUGACACUUUCUUCAUUCACCGAGGCUCCCAAGUUGCUUGGAGUAGUGAUGACUAUGCCGUAUGCUUUAAGGCUGGUAACAGAGCGAAGUUUGAUAUGAAUGAGGACCCCCACAAGAAUUAA
Penicillium vulpinum is the source of this 387-nucleotide messenger RNA. RefSeq lists its product as uncharacterized. The record is from RefSeq and is a predicted model, not a curated record. Bases 1 to 387 code for a protein of 128 amino acids. NCBI's taxonomy places the organism in Eukaryota, Fungi, Ascomycota, Eurotiomycetes, Eurotiales, Aspergillaceae. The transcript has 4 exons.